Molecule: messenger RNA, 2753 nt
Organism: Raphanus sativus (radish)
Lineage: Eukaryota; Viridiplantae; Streptophyta; Magnoliopsida; Brassicales; Brassicaceae
Product: probable methyltransferase PMT22
Exons: 8
Coding region: 101-1930 (609 amino acids)
Cellular component (GO): trans-Golgi network; endosome; cytoplasm
Molecular function (GO): methyltransferase activity
Source: RefSeq, a predicted model, not a curated record
UUUCUAUUUUUAGCUCAUAAACACAUAAACCACAAUCACUACUCUUUUUCUCAAGAUCGAUCAGAGUCUCCUCCUCUGUUGCGUUCAAGCGUGGAAGACGAUGAACAUCUUCCAAAGCCGAAAAUUCUCAGGCCUCUGUGUUCUCUCAAUCCUGCUCGUAUCAGUCACGAUCAUCCUCUUAACCAACGACACCAUCGAUCUCUUCCCUUACCUGUCUCUCUCUUAUCUCCGUCGCUCUUCCCUCUCCGACGUCCCCACCGUCACACCAGCCUCUACCCCCACCACCGUGAACAACUCCUCUCCACCCCCUCCGGAACCACCGCUCUCUCAGACCCCCGUCGUCGUCGAUGAUGAACCGGUUCAUCAAGAUUUGGAAAUGGAUUGGGUUCAAGACAAGACUAGUUUGAAGGUGGAGUGGACGAGGUGCGAGAGUCCAGAUUACAUGCCGUGUCUAGACAACGUAAAAGCCAUCAAGAAACUCAAGUCUAAGAGGAACAUGGAGCACAGAGAGAGGCACUGUCCUGUUCCUCCACCUAGAUGUCUUGUUCCUUUGCCAAAACGCUACAAGGCUCCUUUGCCUUGGCCUAAGAGCAGAGACAUGAUAUGGUAUGAUAAUGCACCUCACCCAAAGCUUGUAGACUACAAGAAAGAUCAGAACUGGAUUCGUAAAACCGGACCUUUCUUUGUCUUCCCUGGAGGUGGAACUCAGUUCAAAGACGGUGUUAUUCACUACAUCAACUACAUACAAAAGACGUUACCUGCUCUUGAAUGGGGAAAGAAAGUAAGAGUGGUUCUUGACGUUGGUUGUGGUGUGGCUAGCUUUGGUGGGACAUUACUAGACAAAAACGUGAUCACAAUGUCCUUUGCUCCCAAAGACGAACACGAAGCUCAGAUUCAGUUCGCAUUAGAACGUGGCAUCCCAGCUACACUAGCUGUUAUUGGAACUCAAAAGCUUCCUUUUCCUGAUAAUGCUUACGACGUUAUCCAUUGCGCAAGAUGCAGAGUCCAUUGGCAUGGAUACGGUGGUAGACCGCUUUUGGAACUUAACCGGAUUCUAAGACCAGGAGGGUUCUUUGUUUGGUCAGCUACACCGGUUUAUCAACACGAUGAAGGGCACCGUAGCGUUUGGAAAACUAUGGAGUCUUUGACUACAUCAAUGUGUUGGAAAGUUGUGGCUAGAACCCGGUUUACAAAAGUUGGGUUCGUUAUUUACCAGAAACCAGAUUCAGAUUCUUGCUAUGGAUCCCGUAAGAACAAUGAACCACCUAUUUGUAAUGAAGAAGACACAAAGAAGAACAGUUCAUGGUACACUCCUCUGCUUAGCUGUGUACCGAAAGUACCGGUCGGUUUAACCGGAAGAUGGCCUUCCCAAUGGCCUGGAAGGUUAACCGAUAAGCCGGUUAGUCUCUCAACAGAGCAGAGCAGUGAAGAGAGUUUCAGAGAAGACACAAGACUCUGGUCCGGAACCGUGUCAGAUGUCUACUUAAACGGUUUAGCUAUAAACUGGACCAAGAUUCACAAUGUUAUGGACAUGAAUGCUGGUUAUGGAGGAUUUGCAGCUGCUCUCAUCAACAGACCACUAUGGGUGAUGAAUGUGGUUCCUGUACAAGGUGAAGACACUUUAUCGAUGAUUUUCGAUAGAGGUUUGAUAGGGAUAUACCAUGAUUGGUGUGAGUCUUUCAACACGUACCCAAGAUCAUAUGAUCUCUUGCACUCUAGUUUCCUUCUCACCAAUCUUUCUCAAAGGUGUGAUUUGAUGGAAGUGGUAGUGGAAAUAGAUAGAAUAGUAAGGCCAGGAGGAUACCUUGUGGUGCAAGACACCGUUGAAAUGAUGAAGAAGCUUAACCCUAUUCUUUUAUCUCUACGGUGGUCAACGAAUGUGUACAAAGGGAAAUACCUUGUUGGCUUGAAGUCAACGUGGCGUCCAUAAACACAAACAUUCAUCCUCUUUAUAACAAGGAUUCAAGGAACUAUGAUUAGGAGGUGUUCAAUGGUUCUUUUUGUACGGAUCUUUUUCUAAUUUGUGACUAAGUAUAGGGAUUUAAAUUGACUCGAAACAAUUUUGACAAUGUUCCAAAUAUAAUACUUCAAAAUAAUUUCAAACUCAAUCUAUUUUAAAUUCAUUAAUUUUUGUUUUUUGUGUGUUUGAGAUAAGAAAGUCGAAAGUGGGCCUGAAUCAUAUAAUGGGCUUUCCCAGUGAGCCUAUUAGGACAAAACAGAAACGCAAAUGUCUCCCGUCUCAAUGUUCCUGGUAAAACCCUAGCUUAACGAACCCUUGAGCCGUUAUAUAAGUGUUCGCUGCAAAAGAUGUGACACCGAGAAGGGAAUUGGGAGGGCAUGGAAGGCAUUACACACUACAAAGGCUCAGCCUUUCGCUGUAUAAUCCCAGGGUUCACGGUGCCAAGGUGUAGAUUUCACACGUGGUGAAUCGAUUUAUGGGACUAAGUUUCAGGAAGAGAGAUCUUUAAGUUGAAGCAUAAGGGUCCAGGGAUUUUGUCUAUGGCUAAUUCAGGUCCCAACAGUUCUUUGUUUGCACGGAGAAGACCUCAUGGCUUUGGUUUUGUGUUUGGGAAAGCUGUGGAUGGGGUACAAUGUGGUGAAGGCAAAUGGAGUAGAGUUCUGGAUAAUAUCAAACAAGUUGGGGAUUUUCGUUUUUGUGGUUUCUAGUUAUGUGUUUGUAAUCAAAGUUGUACAAUUGUAAGACUUUUGGGAUGUGUAUAUAAGUUAUAAUGGAUCGUCUGGUUCCUGUCAUC